AUGGCGAGCAGAAGGUCGUCCGACGCAGGUGUGAAAGCAAUGGAGGUCGAGAGCGAGGGCCAUGAGCGCGUCGAGAGCAGCACCGCGCAGCAGCGGGAGUCCGAGCGCGAGCAGAGCCCACAGGCAGCGAAGGUGCGCAAGGUGGCGGCGGCGGUGGAGCGGGAGGUGACGGCGGUGGCGCCGAGACAGGCGUCGCGGCCUGCGAGAGGCGUGCCGACCGCGGCGAGGGCCGCGCAGCCGGGCGAGAAGUUCCAGCCGCUCCACCAGAAGCCCGCGAGCGCGUUGAAUGUGCACGCGAAGGGCGUCGGGAGCGUGCACAAGAGUCUCCACAAGGCGAUGUUCAAGAAGGCGCUGCCGUCGCAGCAGCUCAAGGACAAGUUCGCCUCGCCCACGGACAGCAUGCUUUCGCCGUGCACGCAGAAGUUGAACCAGCACAAGUCGCGCUUGUUCAAGGCGGCGGUGAAGCCGACACGGUUGAACUUUGCGCAGGCGAAGGCGGACAGCGACGAGGAGUUGGAGGACGUCUAG
Messenger RNA from Eremothecium gossypii ATCC 10895, 528 nucleotides. It is a transcript of the gene BNS1, whose product is annotated as Bns1p. Lineage: Eukaryota; Fungi; Ascomycota; Saccharomycetes; Saccharomycetales; Saccharomycetaceae. The record is from RefSeq and is marked provisional. Bases 1 to 528 code for a protein of 175 amino acids. The transcript has a single exon.